Messenger RNA from Sinocyclocheilus rhinocerous, 896 nucleotides. RefSeq names its product male-enhanced antigen 1-like. The record is from RefSeq and is a predicted model, not a curated record. The coding region runs from base 141 to 692 and encodes 183 amino acids. Gene Ontology annotation, biological process: spermatogenesis. NCBI's taxonomy places the organism in Eukaryota, Metazoa, Chordata, Actinopteri, Cypriniformes, Cyprinidae. The transcript is spliced from 4 exons.
AAAUCUUAGCGACGUGUCGUGACGCAAUCAAUGCGCAGUUGUGCAUCUGCGCAGUACCGGAAGCGAAUAAUAGCUCUUCAGAUACAGCUGCUAAAAACAUUUGGAUAAAAGAGCUCCACAGAAGAAACAGCCGCUGGUGAAUGGAAGUGGCGAGGGCCGGAGAGAUGGGUCCCGAGAGAAUCUUACCGAACCCCGAGGAGGAUGCGCUGCAGGACCGGCCCUCAGACACCGCGGCGCCGGAGGAGUGGAGCGGAGCGGAGGAGGAGGAAGGAGGCGCCGGAGACGAGGACCAGGGCAGUGCUGGAUACUAUUAUCAGCCUCUGAAUCAAGACCCAGACGGGAUGAACGGCUCACACGCAGAGCCAGCGAACGAGGGAACCACCGCAGAGCAGCUGCAGGACGUCCAGGACAGAAUAGAGGCCAUGGGUCUGUUCCUGCCCCAGCCGCCUCCUCCUGACAGCGACGAAGAGGAGGAUCCUGAAGGAGCUGCUGCCUGCAGAAGUUCUGCGUCCAUUCCCAUGGAUGCAGAUCACGUUGAGCUGGUGAAAAGGACCAUGGCGGCAGUAAAUUUGCCGACACUAGGAAUCCCUGCCUGGGCCCAGGAGAUCUCUGACGACCAGUGGAAGGACAUGGUCCAGCAGACGCUUCAGUCCAGACAAAGCUCUGCAGGCCUGAGACUGGAACGCAAUUGAAACCGUUUCCAGAGCCUCAUCUCACCUACUGCACAUCUCACACGGCAGAAACAGAGCUUCUGACAUCUCAAACAAAUCAAAAGGCAUUCAUCACUUUAGUUGUGGUUUAUACAAACUGUGGACUGAAAUUCUUGAAAUGCAAAUCUAAUAGCUUGCCUUUUAAUUGCUUUGAACUGAUACACAGCCAGUGUCCAGUUGAUGCAG